UUUGUUUUUUAUUUCUCUAAAUGCUGGUAAACACCGAACAAACCAACAUUUCUGUGUCACAGUUACUGCUGAACUCAUUUGCAACAUUAAUGAAAAGAAUUGUUCCUAUAUGUUUUUGUGAUACUUUAAAUCUUACUGAAAGUUGCACCGUUGUAAUGAGUUAUAAAUCACAGUGUGUGAAAAGAAAAACAUUUUUGACAUUUUGAACAUUUUAACAAGCUUAUUAUUGUAAAUACAUUUUAAACUGAUUGCUGUGAUUCAUAUGAGGCUUAGCGUAAUGUCUUUAACUUCUUGCUUUUGGAUCUGAAAAUGCCUUUCUUAAUUGCAACAGAUUACGUUGGUUGCACCCUGAAUCCUUAUCAGAAUUGUGAAGAACCUUCCUUUCUUGCCAUAGGUUACAUGGAUGCUGAUCAGGAAUCUGGUGAUUACAUGAAUUGCGCUCUGCCUCUUGAUCAGGAUUAUGAAGCUUGUAACUACAAACCUAGAAAUAAGUCUGACAGCAAGACAGGGGUAUUUACUCAGAUGAAGAAGAUACUAAGUGACUUUUGGAAAUCUUGUAAGACGGUGGCUGAUGGUGCUCUAAAAUCUGUGUCUGAAGCUGCUGUGCCCGAGCAGCAAACCAGAGAUCCUUUGCUGCAAACCAGAGAUCCUUUGCUGCAAACCAGAGAUCCUUUGCUGCAAACCAGAGAUCCUUUGCUGCAAACCAGAGAUCCUUUGCUGCAAACCAGAGAUCCUUUGCUGCAGUUAGUCUCCCUCCAGGAGGCAACUGGCAAGUGGUUGCUUGAUCCAGCUCUGCCUACUGCACUGGGAAAGACCAACGAGGAGGUGGAGAAGUCAAAGCCAGUAUUGGCCAACAAGGAAAUUUGGGCUACCAUUCUGGCUCUGAUCUGGCUUCAUGGUUUAAAGAUGGAUUCAAAGAAUGAGUGGGAUCUUCUGGCUAUGAAGGCUGCCUCAUGGCUCCGUGCUCAGAAUGCACCAUGGGUGACAGAGUGUGUGGAAGCUGCGAAUUUACUGUUGGGUUGCAGCGUGACGAAAGAAGCUCUGGGACUCUGAGGGAUUUCUUAUAAACCCUUUUCCAGUAGUACCUACUUGGGUUGGGUCGGCACGGCUCAACUCUGUUUUUAGCCUUUUCCAUUAGGUGAUAGUAUCUGGUAGUGGAUAGUUUUUUAGUACCUCCUCAGCCGGAGUUCCAAGCGAUCCAUGCAAGUAGAAUGUGACAUCAACAGACUGCGUGCCACAAAUUGAUUGGUCAGUGGUGUCACUUGAUGAAUCAUGAGAGCGUCUACUUAACGACUAACUAACUAAACCGUCAUUUUUGAAACCUAGCAACAAGGGAAAUGUCUACACUAAAGACAACACCGUGAUCACUGACUCUGCCAAAAAGCCACAGACUGAGCAACAGGUAUACCACUACCUUUGUUGUGGCGUUCGUGUCACACAAAAAUGAUAUUACAGAACAUUUGGCGGAAUUGCUAUAAUAACCCCAUGCACAUUGGGUCUUAUUCGAUUUAAUGAAAAAGAAGUUGAGCUGAGUCAUGCUGCAUCGAGUCAUGGCGAACCUGAGUAGAUGCUACUGGAAAAAGGGCUUUGAAGUGGCUUCACCUUCAAAUCUACUUAGAAUAUACUGCCUUUGAUUCAGUGUUGUCCAGUGGCAAUGAUCACAGUCAUGCCUGCUUACUUGAUGGACGAUUGUUGUUUGCCACUGAUUUUAGUAUAUCACCUUUGUGAUUCAUUUUAAUACUUUGGUUCAAAAAUGUUGUGCAGUGAAAGGGACACUCCAAAACAAACAACAAACACAUCUCCCACUACUGUCCAAGUUGCAGCAUUUUUUUUAUUUAGUUAGUCAGUUAUUAGUUAUCGGUGCAAAAUCUCCACGUACUGACAAGUACUGUAAUUCUAUGAAUACAUUGAGCAGUUAAACAAGAGAAACUGUAUGCAGGUGGAUUAUGGCAGUUCUGUUUUUACAAUAAUAAAAAUCAAUAAUCAGCAAGUAAAACCUUGAUUUGUGACUUUUGUUUUAUUUCAUUAUUUAUUUUUUAAAUCCUGUCUGGCAGCUUUGCAAUCAGAAUUGUGAUCUGAAUGCAUUUUCGCUUUAUUUUUUAAUAACAUUAAACUUUUAGAUAUAUGCUAGGGCCACUGAAGGCAGAAAAAUUAAACGGGAAAGCUGUGCGUGUGUGUGUCAGUUAUUUCUUGUGCAGUGGUUUUAUGCACUGGUUUAUCUGGUAGGUAUUAAAUAUUAUAAAUAUUUAAAUACACCAAAUAUUUAAUUAAUUUGUUUUCUACCUGCUGUACCUAAGAAGCCACCCACAGGCCCUUUGCUGACAUUAAUCUCCCUCCAGCAGGCGUCUGGCUGCUUUUUGCUUGAUGCGCCUCUGGCUACUGCACUGAGUAAGACCAGCAAGGAGGUGGAGAAAUCAAUGCCUGGAAAGGUGACUUGUUCAUCUUAAAUAAUAACAUAAACUGAUAAUUUGAGAUAUUGUGAAAAUAAUAAUAAUAAUGAUAAUAUAGCAAAAUUUGAACACAAACACAUGAUGUAUAUACAUGUAUGGAACAACCGGACAACAAUAUUAUGUGUGUGUUAUAAUUUGUUUUAAUUAUAUAAUUAGAAUUGUUAUAUAUUUGUAUUGUAAAUUGGUAUUUGACAAUUGUGUUUACCAUUGUAAACAAAUAAACAGAUAAAUCAGAAUUGUUAUCAUAACAUUGAGAAA
This is a messenger RNA of Oreochromis aureus, 2708 nucleotides long. Its product is annotated as von Willebrand factor A domain-containing protein 5A-like. The record is from RefSeq and is a predicted model, not a curated record. Bases 310 to 1053 code for a protein of 247 amino acids. The transcript is spliced from 7 exons. Lineage: Eukaryota; Metazoa; Chordata; Actinopteri; Cichliformes; Cichlidae.